This is a messenger RNA of Corythoichthys intestinalis (scribbled pipefish), 1182 nucleotides long. RefSeq names its product galectin-4-like. The record is from RefSeq and is a predicted model, not a curated record. Lineage: Eukaryota; Metazoa; Chordata; Actinopteri; Syngnathiformes; Syngnathidae. The transcript is spliced from 7 exons. The coding region runs from base 475 to 1029 and encodes 184 amino acids. Gene Ontology annotation, molecular function: carbohydrate binding.
CCUCCUGUUACGGUCGCUCCUGCUACGGUCGCUCCUGCUACGGGCCCUCCUCCUACGGGCCCUCCUGUUACGGUAGCUCCUGUUACGGUCGCUCCUACUACGGGCCCUCGUGCUACGGGCCCUCCUCUUACGGGCCCUGAUAAGAAGGUUGUAUCGCCUACUCGACGGCCCAAGUCUGCUGAGGGCUGUCAGGCACCCUGGCGGCUCAACAACCAACAUAGUUACUGCUUUGCCAAUGACUCUAAAUCUUGGGAUGAUGCCAAACGCUACUGUUCAUCCAAUGGGGGGCACCUGCUGAUAAUCCGGAGCAGCGCGGAGAGGGACUGGUUGAAAGAACAACUCGAUGGCUUUGACUACUGGAUCGGCCUGAAGAGCCCAUACCCGUGGAAGUGGAUCGACGGAACUCCUUUGAAAUCAGAACUAGCGCUCUGGGAUGCAGGUGAGCCUAACCUCCAAAAUGAAGACUGUGUUGAGAUGGGGGGACGUCGAGGUCGCUUGAACGACCUCUCCUGCACCUCCCUUAGACGUUACAUCUGCAAGCGAUGCCAAGAUAGCGAUGAGAUUAUGUACAACGGCAUUAAAGGCACUUGCAACCUCCAAGUGGAUGUGUACCAGGAAGUUUCCGAAGUGCUGUUCAAAGAGCGUCUGUACGCUGGCUGCAUCAUCGUCAUCCAAGGAAAAGUGAAGCCGAACCCAACCAAGUUUAUCGUCCACCUAUCUUUGGGCCACGGUGAAGACACCCCGAUGCGCAUCGAAGUUGAUUUCAAAGAUGGGGACCUUGAGCUAUUGACCCGCAUCGGGAGUCAUGUUGAUGGAAAGUAUGUCAACAAGAUCGUCAAAAAGGACUCCUUCCCCUUCGCAGCCGGAAGCGACUUUGAGAUGACCAUCGAGUGCGGCGACGACAUUUUCCGCUUGGCCGUCGGCAACGACUUUGAGGUGGAAUACGAGAAUGAUGGUUAUGAUCUGCAAGAUAUCCACAGGCUGUUGGUGGAGGAUGAUGUGACAGUCACCAACGUCAGGCUGAUUUGAGGCUGCCAGCGCAGUAAAAUGGGAGGUGCUGCUUCUUCUCAGGAUGUUGACGCCAUGACGGCUCUUAACUAGGGUGACCGCCAGAGGGGAAAGUGGCUAGAAUUCAUUGCUGGAACUCCCCGACAUGAAGGUCACCACGGAGCCAGAACUUUU